Molecule: messenger RNA, 2344 nt
Organism: Pyrus x bretschneideri (Chinese white pear)
Lineage: Eukaryota; Viridiplantae; Streptophyta; Magnoliopsida; Rosales; Rosaceae
Exons: 9
Coding region: 525-2108 (527 amino acids)
Source: RefSeq, a predicted model, not a curated record
AGUGGGGUUGUAGGACGGCAGAGGUUGGAGGAGGUGAGGGGUUGGUCAGCCAUGUCUGGUGGGGUUUAUGGGAGGAAGAAGAAUGUUGUUUGGUUAUCAGGUUAUGGAAGCAAGAAGGAUGUCAAUCAAAUGGACAGGUGUAGCAUUUCUAUUGAGCUAGACAAUGGUCAGUAAAAAUUGGUUACUGACCUAUCAGUAGGCAAGUAUUAUCCUCGAAAUUAUACUGCCAUUGGAGCAGUGAAGACUUUCACUGUUUCGAGAAUAUGCUCUUUGCUGGGGUUUUACUUUUGGGUCUGGAAUUAGGGUUUUGACCAGCGAAGAAGAUGGUGGCGAUGAACUUGCUUGCGUUUGGUGGGUCCCACGAAGAAGUGGGUUCUGGUCAAAAGCGGAAGAUGAAGCGGAGGAGCAGAAGGAAACCGCCAUGAAAGCUUGCGUUACAGUUCUACUCCUUUGGCUCAUUCCCAUUGAAGGCCUAUCUUCCUGAUGGAGAUAUUGAUUUGACUGCUCUCUGCCGUCCAAACUUGAUGGAGGGGCUUGCUCGUAAAAUCUGUGCGAUCCUCAGGAGUCGUCAAGCACAGGACUCUGAGUUCCAGAUUAAGGAUGUCCGCUACAUUCGCGCACGGGUUAAGGUCGUAAAAUGCUUUGUGAAUAACAUGGCAAUUGACAUCUCCUUCAAUCAGACGGCCGGCCUCAGUACACUGUGCUUUCUGGAGCAGGUUGACCAACUGAUCGGAAAAGACCAUCUUUACAAACAGAGUAUUAUCUUAACCAAAGCUUGGUGCUACUAUGAGAGUCGAAUUCUUGGGGCCCAAUAUGGCCUGAUUGCAUCAUAUGGACUGGAAACAUUGGUGUUGUUUAUCAUCAAUCGCUUUCAUUCAUCACUCCGUGGUCCUUUAGAGGUCCUGCAUAGGUUUUUGGAAUACUAUAGCACAUUUGAUUGGGGCAACUAUGGUAUCAGUAUAAAUGGUCCAUUUGCCUUAUCUUCCCUUCCAGAAAUCAUAGUUACACCCCAAAACGAGGGGGAAGAAUUUCUCCUGAGUGAGGAGUUUGUAAGAGAGUGCAGGCUGGCGUUUCCAGAUCCAGUGGUGGCAAACGCAGCUAGAGUUGAUGAAUUCCAAAUUAAGUUCCUCAACAUAGUGGAUCCUCUAAAGGACAAUAACAAUCUAGGUCGUAGCGUCAGUAAAGGAAACUUCUGUCGUAUAAGAUCUGCUUUUUCCCUUGGGGCUAAAAAACUUCGAGAAGUAUUAAUGCUACCAGGUGAAUGCAGAGGCAUGACACUUGAGAAAUUCUUCGCGACCACUCUAGAUAGGAAUGGGGGUGGACAGAGAGCAGAUCUGGCAACUCCUGUCCCUGGAUUUGGUACUCGAACAUCUGAAAAAUCUGACCUCACUGGGGACUACGAAGAAUAUUGUGAUAGCCUGUUGUCUGCAAAUGCAUAUCAGUUUUCAAUUACACACAACGGUGCUCCACCUUUUGAAGCCGAUGACAUGAGCAAAUGGAAUGCCCUGGUUCAUACGGCUCAACAAGAUGGGAAUGUCAUUUUUCAAAUGGCAGAAAAUGCAGAACAAAUCUUUUCAUGUCUCCUUCCUCACCAGGUAAUGCAAAAUCAAAAUAAUUCCACCAAUGUGCCUCCAAGAGCAAGGGGAAAGGUCCCGGAGUCUAGCAGCUGCGGUCUGAGGAUGAAAUCACCUCAAAAGACUAACCAAGCUGAGGUUUCCAUCAAAGCAGGCCCGAGUGGAAAUGCUCCUCGGUUUAAAUUUUUACCUGAAGAACAAAAUGAUUCCACCAAUGUGUCUCCAAGAGCGAGGGGAAAGAUCCCGGAGUCUAGCAGCCGUGGUCCAAGGAUGAAAUCGCCUCAAAAGACUAACCAAGUUGAGGUUUCCACCGAAACAGGCCCAAGUGAAAAUGCUCCCCAGUUUAAAUUUUCACCUGAAGAAUUCCCACAGCUUCCUGGCACUCAAAUGCCUUCAUCAUCAGAUGUACAUCAAUCUGCUCAGACUGAAUUGGCAUCUCCUCCAGCCAAGGAAUUCCCACAGGUUACCGCAGCAACGAUUUGCUUUAAGAGGUUCAAACUAGACAAUGAUAAUGACUUUCCCCCCUUGACUUAAUGGAGGCACCGAGGUGGCAAAUGUGGAUUAGCUCAGUUGGCCAGCACAAUGUGUCUACCCCUUUGCGUCCGAUCUCAAAUCCUUUUGAAGUUUUAAAAAAAAAAACGCUGAGACAUCAAUUUCGUUUUGUGUGUUUCCGAUUUCGCUAUUUGAACUUAUGUAUAAAAGUUGAAGUUUUCCCUUGGUUUCUGGUUACUGAGAUAUUAUCCUAUAAAUGUUGAAUGUUGGGAGUUUCA